This is a messenger RNA of Bolinopsis microptera, 631 nucleotides long. RefSeq names its product V-type proton ATPase subunit G 1-like. The record is from RefSeq and is a predicted model, not a curated record. Gene Ontology annotation, biological process: proton transmembrane transport. Gene Ontology annotation, molecular function: proton-transporting ATPase activity, rotational mechanism. The transcript has 4 exons. The coding region runs from base 21 to 383 and encodes 120 amino acids. NCBI's taxonomy places the organism in Eukaryota, Metazoa, Ctenophora, Tentaculata, Lobata, Bolinopsidae. Gene Ontology annotation, cellular component: vacuolar proton-transporting V-type ATPase complex.
ACUAUAUAUCAAUUUAGGAGAUGGCCACAAAGUCAGAGGGAAUUCAACGUUUACUGCAGGCAGAACAGAGGGCCAAUGCCAAGGUUGCUGAAGCAAAGAAAAAGAAGCAGAAGAGACUAAAAGAGGCGAAAGAGGAAGCCAAGAAGGAAAUCCUACUUUUCAAGAACAAUCAGGAAGUUGCUUUUCAGGAUAAAAUGGCUAAGUCUCAAGGUUACGGAGACGACUACACUGCAAAGAUCAACAAGGAGGGACAAGUAGAGGCGGCUAAGUUAGAUGAGAUGCUCGCUUCAAAUCAGGGAAAAGUUGUGGAUUGGCUGCUUGAUCAUGUUUCUGAUAUCAAACCUGAGGUACACCGGAAUUACUCUACAACUGGAUUCGCUUAAAGUUCUAACUGUGACUGUUUUCCGCUGUGGUUCCUGAUUUCUCCGCUUAAACAGACUAAAAACUGAUAUAUAACUAUCUGCUUUCUUUGUGAUUAGAAUUUCACCUGACUUUGAUAACUGAACUUAAUUUAAAUUAGAGAUUGUAAGUUUCUGCAGAUUUCAUGUGAUUAUGAUGAAUUGGCUGGUCCAAUAUGAAUUAAUGUAAUUUUGCUAGAAAAGAGUUUUCUUUUUCACGUCUCAUGUCAACA